CUUUUUUUCAAUUCCAACGACUUUUUUUGGUCUCCUAAUGAAAAAUUUCAAACCAAAAAAUCCAAAAAUUAAUAGGCUUUAUUUCCAUGCACUAAUGCGUUUCACUACUUAGCGUAUUUUUUAUAGUCAAUGAAAAUCCACAUGUGAAUGGUCACGCUUUGGAUAAUAUUUAGGAAAUGCUUAAACUGACUUUAUAAGCAUAAUAUAGGAUUGGAUUUACAUAUAUCCUUAAGAGUUAAUGUCAACUAAAUUUGACAUCUCUCUAACCUUCGUCCCUGUCCCUAUCCCUUCACCGCUUCCACCGUCCCCCUUCUUCCCAGCCUCUGCUUGCCGGCGACUGGCGCGGCUCGCCUGGCCGUCGCCGACAAGCUCAGUCCUCCCGUCUAUUCCCUUUAAUUUUGUUUUUUCGGGUUUGUUGGUGAAGAUUACAAGGUUCCCCUCGGUGGUGGUGGCAAUAAGAUUGGGGUUCCUUUAGUCGCCGAAAUCGCGUUUGUCUUGUAUGGUUUUAAUUUUGUGUAAUUAAAGGAAGCCUUUGUUUAGUUUUCUGCUUUCCUUUGGUUGCGAGAUUCUCGUCUGUUUAGUAUGGUUUUAGUUUUGUGUUAUUAAAGGAAGCCUAGUUAUUUAGUUUUUUUUCAAUCUUUAUGGCUAGCUUUGAGGAACUUAGGGGUAUGUUGUGUAUUUCCCAUGUUAAAGAGAAGGAUGUCUCUUCUCAUGAGUUAGAAUUUUCAGUUGGGCAGUUGGAAAAUCCUUUUGGGAUUCUCAAUUUUGUUAAGAAAUUAAAGGACGAGGGAAACAUGCUCUACAAGCAAAAUCAUAUGAGGUCUGCUAUUGCAAAAUACUCUCUUGCUCUUAAAUUAUUGUCUUUUGCUUCAGUCUGUAAUGAAGAGGAUAAAUUGAUGUUUUCUGUCACUGUUGUGUCCCUUAAUUUGAACUUGGUUGCUUGCUUCAUCAAGGUCAAAGACUAUGAUAGAGUGGGUCAAUUAUGUUCAGCGGUUUUGUGUUUUGAUACUACUAAUGUGAAAGCUUACUAUAGAAGGGCAAUUGCCGCGUUAGGGCUCAAUAAACCAACCUUAGCUUUCAUGGAACUUGCACAAGCCCUUAAAAUAGAUCCCAAAAAUAGUGAGUCACAGCAAAAAUUUAAGGAGGUGAUAUCAAUAUUGGGUUGGUCUCCGGAUUUUGUUGAUGAGGCACUAGCAGUAACAAGGAAAGAUGAGAAGUUUAGAGAUUAUGUCUGUUGUGGGAAGGAAGAUAAUAGUAGGAAGUUAGGGAAAAAAGGGAAAAGGAAGGAAGGAGAUGGUCGUGAAGAUGGUCAUGUUCGUAGGUGUUCAGGUGUGAAAGACGACACCAAAAUGGAAAAGGACGUUAGUGGCAAUUCUUUGGAUUUGGAGGAUAAAGUCAACCCUACCAACCAAGAUCUUAGGCCCAACGUUAUUGAUAACAAUUGUGUUUUGAAGGGCACUUCAAAAACAAAAAACCCAAAUCUGACAGGGUCAAGUUUUCGGUUCUCAAGCCGAAAGCGAAAUGAUUCCUAUUUGCAUCUCACUCUAACAAUUUAUGGAGUGAUUUCCAAGGGGCGAACAGUACAAUACUUUUGUUCUCGCCAAAAGAAUUUCAUUACCAUCCGAGUAGCCAAUCCUUUAAAAAGGAUGGAUAGUGGUGAAACUCAAAAUGUUUCUCCACCAAUGGAGUUUAGUCACCCCCCUGUGAAAGGGCACGAUAGGUGUGAAACAACUCCAAAUUUGAUGCAAGAAGAUCCAUCCAAAGGUAUGGCAAGUCACGAGUCAUCGUGUGAAGCUGGGUCGAUACUCCUACCAGUUUCACCUGUUUCUUCCCCUCUGCAGACUCUCGUUCACCCAAGCUCUUCCUCCUCUGAAAUAUUGUUGGGUUUUGUCUCGUCUUCCCGUCCCAGGUUAAGCGGCUCUAAACGAAUAGCAUCAUGUCCCACCGAGUAUACUUGGUUUCCUAAACGUAAGAAGUCAUUUGGUCCAACCCCCAAUGUUCUAUCGUGUAAUUCUGCUUUCUUUACUUAGUUUAGGUUGUAAUCAUGCUUUUCAUUAAUAGUACUCUUUGUCAAAAAAAAAAAAAAAAAAAAAAAAAAAAAACCUAAAUUUGACAUCGAACGUCAUUUGUUAUUAACGGGUGUAUCUAUCUCAAACCCAUAUAAUCCCAUCCACUUUUUAGAGUAAUUGUUUCUUAAAGUGUCUCAAAACUAUUAUUCCAUAUUACGAAUAGUAAGAAAACAAAGCUAUACUUGAUAAAUUUGUUUUGUUAUACUCCAAACCAAACUA
Messenger RNA from Chenopodium quinoa (quinoa), 2288 nucleotides. RefSeq lists its product as uncharacterized. Bases 642 to 2030 code for a protein of 462 amino acids. NCBI's taxonomy places the organism in Eukaryota, Viridiplantae, Streptophyta, Magnoliopsida, Caryophyllales, Amaranthaceae. The record is from RefSeq and is a predicted model, not a curated record. The transcript is spliced from 2 exons. Gene Ontology annotation, molecular function: protein binding.